CCUCCUCCUCCGGCUCCGGGGAAAGCUGCCGGGCGCGAGCCAGCUCCGUCGUCUCUGAACCGGGGGAGGGAGGGCAGAGAAGCGCGGAGGGAAAGUGCGUCGGGGAUGCCAGAGCCCUGGGCUGCGCGUUGGAGGAGGAGGUGGAGGAGCAAGGGGGAGGAUGAUGCCGCUGCCUCGUAGGGGAGGCCGGAGAGAGGAGCAGAAGGGAUCGCUCCGGAGAGGCGGCACAGGCACGCGCCAGCCUGCGGGGAAGCGGACCUGCAGGACGGGCUGGGGCUCCGGCAGCUCCCCGCCCGCGCCGCACUGGAUACUGCAAAGGGCGACAGCCGCCGCCAGCCCCGCGGACAAGCAGCAGCAGCGCCCGCCGCAAAAGUUUUGGUGCGGGGGGCAAAAGGCGCAGAGGGGGAUUAUGAUCCGUGCCGGACGAGGACUCCCAGAGCCUGCCAGGCUUCUUAGAUCCUGCACCAGGCUGAAAUGAAGACCUUGUAGACUGAAGAAAGCUGAGUGCACCACGCCUUCACUGCAGAGAAAGGACAUAUUGGUCUACCCUACCGACUUAUAUGCAGACAGCUUUUGGUAGCUUUAAAUAUCCAAUUGCUCCCCUGCAAAGGCACAGCUCUUGCUUCUUUCAACACAUAUGGAGAAAGGCAGCAAAAUAUGUAAUCCUGGCUAAUAAGACUGUGGCUUUCUUAUGAAAAGCAGGAGGUAGGCCAAUUAUAAAAGGAUUAUUCUGCAUUUAGCAUCCAAGACUUUACCUCUUGCCUGAACACUGGACACAAAUAGAAACCAAUUUCACCAACCUACAUUUUUCCUACCUGUGCUUUAGCAUUGUUGUUAUUUCUCCUUCUUUGGAAAUUUGUUUCUUUUAAGUUAGAAAUGGGCCCAUGGACUAGAAUGUGGCCCUCAGAUUGGGCUGUUUUCCUGAAAUCAUGGCUCAUAUUUUCCUUGGGGCUCUACAUGCAGGUUUCCAAAACUUUGGCCUGUCCAAAAGUGUGCCGCUGUGACCGAAACUUUGUCUAUUGUAAUGAACGAAGCUUGACCUCAGUGCCUCUUGGGAUACCGGAGGGUGUAACCGUACUCUACCUCCAUAAUAACCAAAUUAAUAAUGCUGGAUUCCCUGCAGAGUUGCAUAAUGUCCAGUCUGUGCACACGGUCUACCUAUAUGGCAACCAAUUGGAUGAAUUCCCCAUGAAUCUGCCCAAGAAUGUCAGGGUUCUCCACCUGCAGGAAAACAACAUUCAGACUAUUUCUCGGGCUGCCCUGGCUCAGCUCUUGAAGUUGGAAGAGCUGCAUCUGGAUGACAACUCCAUCUCUACUGUAGGUGUUGAGGAUGGGGCAUUUCGGGAAGCUAUCAGCCUCAAGCUUCUGUUUUUGUCCAAGAAUCAUUUAAGCAGUGUACCAGUAGGCCUUCCAGUGGACUUACAAGAACUACGAGUGGACGAAAACAGAAUUGCCAUUAUUUCAGACUUGGCUUUCCAGAAUCUUACAAGCUUGGAACGUCUGAUUGUGGAUGGCAAUCUCCUUACCAAUAAAGGCAUUGCUGAGGGCACCUUCAGCCACCUGUCGAAUCUCAAGGAAUUCUCAAUAGUACGGAAUUCACUAACUUACCCUCCCCCUGAUCUUCCAGGUACACAUCUGCUGAGGCUCUACCUGCAGGACAACCAGAUAAACCACAUACCACUUACAGCCUUUUCAAACCUACACAAGUUGGAGCGGCUUGAUAUUUCUAACAAUUAUCUCCGGAUGCUGGUGAGAGGGGUCUUUGAUAACCUCCACAACCUGAAGCAACUUACUGUGAGGAAUAAUCCCUGGUUAUGUGACUGCAGUAUUAAAUGGGUCACUGAGUGGCUCAAAUUUAUUCCUUCAUCCAUCAAUGUCCGGGGCUUUAUGUGCCAGGGACCAGAACAGGUCCGAGGUAUGGCAGUCAGGGAGCUCAAUAUGAAUAUGUUGUCAUGCCCAACCACCACUCCUGGUCUGCCACUUGUCACCCCAGCUCCUGGUAUAACCUUGCCAACCACACUGGGUCCUACUUCAUCAACUCCAACCCUGAGUAGCAAACACACCCCUCUCACACCCGCCCCUUCCACACUCCCCACUGUGCCUACCAGGGAGGACAAGGAAAGGGUGACACCUCCCAUUUCCGAACGGAUUCAACUCUUCAUUCAUUUUGUGAAUGACACUUGUAUUCAAGUUAACUGGAUGUCCUUUUUUACUGUCAUGUCCUACAAACUCACAUGGGUUAAAAUGGGUCACAGUCCAGUAGGGGGCAUUGUUCAGGAACAGAAAGUUAGUGGUGAGAAACAACACUUAAGCCUGGUAAAUCUGGAGCCCAAAUCCACUUAUCGGAUUUGUUUGGUUCCACUGUAUGCUUAUAAUAAUUACUGGGCUGGAGAAGACACUGUCUGUUCAGAAGCCACAACCAAGGGUUCUUAUUUAAAUAAUGGCAGCAACACAGCCUCCAGCCAUGAGCAGACAACUUCUCAAAACAUGGGCUCUCCAUUUCUGCUAGCAGGGUUGAUUGGGGGGGCAGUGAUAUUUGUCCUUGUGGUCUUGCUCAGCAUCUUUUGUUGGCAUAUGCACAAAAAGGGGCGCUACACCUCUCAGAAGUGGAAAUAUAACCGGGGCCGGCGGAAAGAUGAUUACUGCGAGGCGGGGACCAAGAAGGACAACUCCAUCCUGGAGAUGACGGAAACCAGCUUCCAGAUUGUCUCCUUAAAUAACGAUCAACUCCUUAAAGGAGAUUUCAGACUGCAGCCCAUUUAUACCCCAAAUGGGGGCAUUAACUACACAGACUGCCACAUCCCCAACAACAUGAGAUACUGCAACAGCAACGUCUCAGAAUUGGAGCACUGUCAUACGUGAUAGUGAGGGGAGAUGAGGCAUGUAGAACUGUGACUAAAAACUCUGGAAAAAAAAUAAACCCACACACAAACACAAAAAUUACAUUUGAUAAAUGUUACACAGAUGCGUUUGUGCAUUUGAAUACUCUGUAAUUUAUACGGUGUACUAUAUAAUGGGAUUUUAAAAAAGUGCUAUCUUUUCUAUUUCAAGUUAAUUGCAGAUGGUUUUGUAACUUUUUGCUUUUUAAAUCUUUAAAAAUAUAUUGCUGAAGUACUGUACAGGGUUGUACAAUAAGAACCCAAUGCCAUGGCAAAGGAAAGAAUGACUCAUUCUUCAAACAUUAACCACUUUGCUGUCGAAGCUGUUUAAGGAAUGUGGGUUCCUAGGUAGUUUUGUAGUAAAGGAUAUAAGUGCAUAUUAAAAUAGGGUUGUUAGGGAUUGGCCAAGACAGUUCAGAUAAUAUGAGUAUAAUGCUUCAGACCCAAACUCAUAAUGGACUUCUGACAUGCACGCAAGUUGGAAUAGCUCUGUUCCCCAUCUGUCACUUAAACCUGCCUCUAUAUUUCAUGGUUCCAACUAGUUUUUUCUUUUAUUUUUUUUUAUUUUGUUUUGCUUUGUAUUCCUAAAGUACUGUUUUCAUAGGGUUUUUCCCUGUCAUGUCUGAAAAUGGAAAAUGCAAACCUACAGCAGUAAAUCUGAGUGCCCACUAUUCAUAUUAGCAAGAAUUCCUCUGAAAAGAUCCCCACACUAUCACAUAGAUUUGCAUUCAGCCAACUGGAAUAUGACACUUGUGGCCAAGUUCAAUGGAAGAUGAGAAUACUUAGUGCUUAUCAGGUUGCCGUGAUACUUAUCAGGUAUCAGGUCACUUUCUCUUAUAAGAGAACAAAUUUGCUCACCUGUCAUGUUUGAAUAAAGCCUGAACUUCUGAGAUGCUAAUCCUUGCCUCUAUUGAAAACCAAUGUCCAAAUUCUUUAGGAUUUGUUGUGCAUUGAAACAGCUGAUCCAAAAUCCAUUUAUCUCAAUUAAAAGUCUCCUGGUUUUUAGGGACUUUGGAUCAGGCCCAGGUUGGUUUAACGACUGCAAAUAAGUUCAGUGUAGAGAAAUAAGAGGAAAUAAUAUAGUAACUGAGAAAGAUCAUUCCUCAGACAUGCUAUGAACUGAAUUCAGUUUGGGGCAUGGGGAACAUUUCAAAGUCACAUUUUUUUUAAGUGCAUAUACUUGAGCACUAAUUAAGCCUGUGAUUUGUUAAGAAAUUUGAAUGGAAACAAAUCUCCCCCAUGUGUUUCAUUCCCUCUUCUUUUAUCCAGAGCCCUUCUGGAUUAUUUCCAAAAUAAGUAGUACUUGGGCCUAGAUUUUGCUCUUUUCUUCUCUCAGUUUAUCACUUGGAAUCACUUCUGCAUCUCUAAACUUUACACAUAUCUCAUAGACCAUCAUGCUACAUUAAAAACAUGAUAUUGCUCUGAAAGUCGCAUUGCAUUCCAGCAGCUCCAUUGACUCCUCUGCGUGCGAAGAACUUUGGAUCUUUUGCCGGUUCAAUGGUGGGAUUUGAUUCUCCAAGGUUGUUUUUUUUUUUUUGCUUGUUUUUUUCCACUUUGGCUUACUUUUUCUCCUGAGCCUAUGGGACAAGCAAAAGUUCAUAACACAGAGGAAGAAGACUAGACAAAUAUAAUAAGGCUCCUUAAAAAAAAGACCCAUGUAGGCUAGUUCUUCAGAGCUUGUCUGAGAGGGAAGGUAAUCAGAGAAAAAGCUUGCUACAGUGACCACACAAGGGACCAAUGGAAAUUGCUGUCUAUUAAAAGUGGGCUUGUAAUUAAAACUUGGAAAACUUUGGGUUACGCUAAGUUGGCUGCUGAUGUUAGGAGAGAAGUCUGUAAUCCUUUCCUUUGUGCAUUUUGUCAUACCCUCCAUCCCUGAGCCUAAGGAGUCUUUGAGUGUACAGUUUCAAAAAUGGUAUGAAAACAUUUCUAUUCUGCAAUGAAGAGAUGAAUCAGAUGCUUGAUGAUAGAGAGCAUAGUACAAUCAUUAUAUAAGGAUCUACAUCCUCCCUUCCAACCCCUUUUAUAAUCACCUUUUGGAAUUCCAAUCUAUAUUCUGUAUAUUUGCUAUUUUCUCCAGCUAUAACAGGUAUUUUAGGCAACCUGUGUGGCUACUGUAAUAGUAAAGUCACUAAAAUUUUGCUAAAUAAAAGGCUGCCAUAUGA
Messenger RNA from Gavialis gangeticus (Gharial), 5041 nucleotides. RefSeq names its product fibronectin leucine rich transmembrane protein 2 (gene FLRT2). The transcript has 2 exons. Gene Ontology annotation, molecular function: protein binding. NCBI's taxonomy places the organism in Eukaryota, Metazoa, Chordata, Crocodylia, Gavialidae. The coding region runs from base 877 to 2862 and encodes 661 amino acids. The record is from RefSeq and is a predicted model, not a curated record.